Messenger RNA from Labrus bergylta (ballan wrasse), 2145 nucleotides. The record is from RefSeq and is a predicted model, not a curated record. Lineage: Eukaryota; Metazoa; Chordata; Actinopteri; Labriformes; Labridae.
UUCUGGGAGAGAUGGAGAAUAGCUCUCACACACUGCCUCCACCAUCACCGUGUCCGAACACUUUUGAAGUGUCCCUGCCUUUCUCUUCCUCGCCGCAGCAGACAAAUGGCCGUGUUUCACUUCCACUCUCCCCCAUUUCAUUCCCCCCGUCCCCUUCCUCACUAUCUCCAUCAACAGCAGAGUCUAGUCACUCCCCUUCCCCUCUCUCACACUGCACAGCGUCUCAGUGUCUCACCGGACAAACCAUUCAGUGCCUGAGCCCGUCAAACAUAUCAGACCAAGAUGACCUGACCUGUCUCAACUGGCUGCAUCAGAGGGGCAACCUACUGCCACUGCAGCCCAUCCCCAAAAUGACAGCACUGCCUCAGCUAGAGGCCUCGCAACCCACCCAACCUCUACCUCCAGCCUCGUCCAAACCCCCAUACUCCUUCAGUAGUCUGAUUUUCAUGGCAAUAGAGGAUUCGCCUGACAAGAGGCUGCCAGUGAAAGACAUCUAUGAAUGGAUUGUCAACAAUUUCCCAUUCUACAGGACCGCCUCCGGAGGAUGGAGGAACUCUGUCAGACACAACCUGUCCCUGAGCAAGAGCUUCCGCCGCAUUCAGAGAGACAAGAGCCAGUGCGUGGGUAAGGGAUCUCUGUGGUGUGUGUGUCCAGAAUAUCAACCGGCGCUCCUUGAGGUGCUGAGGAAGACCCACAGUUAUCACAGCACCAACAGCAAUCUGAUAAACAAGCCUACACUGUUGGAAGGAGCUGACUUUGAGAUGCCUGCAGUUUGUGAUUCUCUUGAGAUUUCAGAUGCUCUUUCUCACACCCUCCUCCUCUCCUCGCCCUCACCUCAAACCCUGACCAUGGAUAACCUGCCUUUCACUGAAAACCCAACGUGCCCUUUGACACCUGAUCACGAGGAGCUUGUCACCAUGGAGUCAGUGGACUACCAACAGGAGGAGGUCUGCGAAGACAUGGAGAAGGACCCCCUGUCAGACAGCGGGUACAUUGAGUUACAUUAUUACCAGUCUCAACAGUACCAAUACUUGGUGCUGCCAGGUGAUACUGAGUUAGACCUGGAGACCGUAGAGAUAUUGCAGCUGGAUGCCGAGGCGCAGGAAGCUGCUGGGUCACUGCUGGACCUGGCAGGAGGAGGAUAUUAAAGUUAAUAUCUCAUUAACAAUCACAAUUGAUUCAACACUACAAUUUAUUGUAAGCAAACACUCCAUCAAACCAACAAUGUUAAUGGAUGUAGUGAUGAUUGUUUUUUCACACCGCCUGUUUUUCCUUAGACGCUGACACUGCCCUAAAACCUUUUUGUAGUUAGGAGAAAAGAUUAGUUUUGUGAUGGACUCACAAGACUGUGGAUCACAGUAAUUCUUAUGUAUUCUAGCACUUUCAAUGCAGACGAUGAAUAAGAAAUUGAGAGUGUAACAUUAAACUGAAAAAUAUGGGGAAAAAAAUUGUGCUCUGAGAAUCUCAAGUAUUAAUAGAAAUGAACUUCAACAUAUUUUAAGGAUUUUCACUGUGAUUUUUUAAAAGCUUAGUUUCACUCUCAGGGAAUGAAGUUCUGCUUCCAAUUCAAGGAGAAGUAAAGUUGACCAAAUUAAUAAACAUGUUUUAAUCAUUUCAAUAUUUACAAGAACAUAACAGCUCUUCUGAGACAUUUACUCAAAUUCAUAAAGUGAAUAUAUACUGUAUAUACAUAUAUACUUUCAAUAUGAAUAUGUCUUAUCAACCCAUUGUUAGUGCUGAUCAUCGCUUCAAAUUGAUCCCUUCCCCGGCAACGCUGUCAAUGUAGCCUAUUCUGGAAAAUAUUUCCUUUCUAGACGUGGUUUUGUAGAAUACCAUGUUUAAAAAAAUGCUUAAUUUAUAAAGUAGUUGUAAUUGUAGGGUGUAUGAAAAAGUGAGAAAGCACUUCUCAGUUAUCAUCAUGUCAGUACUUCCAAUUAACUCUUUAUCUAAAGAAUUGCUCUUUAACCACUCUUCAGAUUAGGUUGAUUUAAUGUUUAAGAUGUCCUGUUGAUUCCCUGAAUGUCUUUACACUUUCUGUGAAUUUGAAAACCUAUGGUACUUGUAAACUAAGCUACACUAAAGUCAAUCAAAAAUACUUUGAUUGGAUAUGAACUGCCAUUUAAAGAUCUUUCAUUUGAGGAUUAA